This is a messenger RNA of Anoplopoma fimbria (sablefish), 3907 nucleotides long. It is a transcript of the gene asphd2, whose product is annotated as aspartate beta-hydroxylase domain containing 2. The transcript has 4 exons. Bases 579 to 1688 code for a protein of 369 amino acids. Lineage: Eukaryota; Metazoa; Chordata; Actinopteri; Perciformes; Anoplopomatidae. The record is from RefSeq and is a predicted model, not a curated record.
GACAGACAGACGGGGAGUCAGCCCGUCGGGGGGGGACAGCUUUCUUAUUUUCCUCUGCUAUGCGAUGGGUGUCGGUUCCAGUUGGGACUUCUUUUGUGCAUUUUGGAGAUAUUUCCUAUAAUGUUGGGGGAGUGAUAUCCGUCUGCCUUGUGCAACUGCAGUGGUGCGCAGCUUCGCCCGGAGAAACACCUGUGCGCCUCUCCUCUCCACCGGCCACAGGCAUGCAUGUUGAGUAGGGAACAGAUAACCCUAAGGCGCGGUGUCUGUCUGCAUUUGUCUGAAAGAACAAGAGAGAGGGAGCAUCACAAAUACCGCACAGCCAGCCAGGCAUCAUGGAAGGAGAAACUUUCCCCCGUUGCAGACUGGUGAAAUGUUAGGACUGAAGAGCCAGUGUGUCAGAUCAAAUCAGCAGACUGUUUACCAUACGGGGGGCAAUAAGAGCUGCUUGACACUAGACUCCCUGACGCCCUGUUUUUGGUUUAAGGCCAUCACGAUCAAGAACAGACUUGUUGACUAAUCUUUCAUCAGCAUUUCCCGACCAACCCCCAUCAGAUUCAGCAAUCCAGAAACGAGCCGAGAUGGAGUGGUCACUAGAGAAUGUGAGGGAGAUUGUGGCUGGAGGGAUGCAAUCUAUAAGAGAGUGUGAGAUCUGUGCUUUUGCAAUAGCCAUGUGUGUGCUGCUGCUGUUCAUGUGGUAUUGUUACAGAGUGGGCCGCGAGCAUGGCUCCAGCCCUCUGCGUGGGAGGUAUCUGGCUGGGCCCAGCCGAAUAGGAGGGGUGGUGGGGGGCUUCAUGAGUUCAGACUGCCGCGGCAGGGGGAAAGGGAAAAAUGGAUCAAUGCUAGAAGAACAGAACGGCUUCGCCUUCUGCCAGUCGUCCGAGUGCUUCCGAUGCACCAGCGCCGGCGAGAGCCUGAACCAGAGGCUCUAUCACAGCCUGCAGGACUACGCCAAGCGCUACACCUGGUCAGGUAUGGGCAGGGUGCAUAAAGGAGUCCGUGAUCAAGGCCGAUACCUCAACAGCCGACCCACCAUCCAGCGACCAGAGGUCUUCUUCCUCCCAGACCUGCCGUCAGCUCCUUUCUUCUCCAGAGAAGUCCAGAGACACGACGUGGAGCUGCUGGAGCAGAGCUUCCCCGCCCUUCUUGCCGAGUUUGAGAGCAUCUACCAUCAACCUCCAGCCCGCAGCGGCUCCUCCCUGCCACCAGGAUGGAAGGCCAACAACACUCCUCGGGGUCAGUGGUGGACCUACUACCUGGUCAACCAAGGCACCCCUCUGGUUCUUAAUGUCAGGAGGUGUCCGCGGGCCUGGAGGGUGCUGGGCCAGCUGCGCACCUUCAUCGCCAACAACGUGUUUGGAAACGCCUGCUUCUCUGUGCUGACGCCUGGAGCUCUGAUCACUGAGCAUUACGGCCCAACAAAUGUCAGGCUGCGCUGCCACCUGGGUCUUAGAGUGCCCCCUUCCUGUGAGCUUGUAGUUGGUGGAGAGCCACAGUGCUGGUCUGAGGGCAGCUGUCUGCUUUUUGAUGACUCCUUCCUCCACAGGGCCUUCCACGAGGGUGGCGCAGACGACGGCCCUAGGGUGGUCUUCAUGGUGGACCUCUGGCACCCCAACGUGGCCGCUGCUGAGAGACAAGCCUUGGACUACAUUUUUACUCCAGGCCGCUUAGAGGACAAGGAAGGGAAAUAGGUGUGAGUGAGAAACCAUGUCUGACCAAGAGACAUAUGCUGUUUAGGGAAGUGUCUGUAGGAUUGGGGAGCAACUCUUUUUCUGCCUCCAGACCAGCGCUCACAUUCACUGUGUACAUAUUCUCCGUCUCAUACAGUAUCUUUCAUAACACUUCUUAGCAGAUGACCAAACAUUGGGCCUCUUUUAUCAAAAUUUACUAGUAGCACAAUUGUUCAAAUCUUAAAAUGCAGCCAUUUUAUUAAUGUGUAUUAACAUCAUGGCAGGGACAUUUGAGCUUAAUUGUCAUUAUUUAACUUUAAAUAUAUGAAUGCCUAAUUUAUUUGCAUAUGCAGAAUGAUGUGAUUGAACAGUUAAAAAAAUUGCCAAACAAGCAGUUCCCAUUAAAUAUUUUUUUUCCUUAUACAUUUUCCAACUCUGGGCCAAUUCUGGAGCAAAAUAAUUUCCGUAUCAGAUUAUUUUUUCACCUCAGUUUUAUUUUGGUUGCUGCUUGAAACAGUUCAACAGUAGAGGGCAAAGUACUUAAUAGAUUUGAUGAAUAGAUCUUUGCGAGCCAAAAUUAAUGUGUCACCCUCUUGCUGUUAUGCUUCACGGCAUUUAUAGGUCCAUAGGCAACCUGUUCUAUUCGCUAUACAUGAACUGGAGUUGAGUAAGCGUUUAUUGUACCUGAAUACUUCCCAACACUUUAGUGUUUAGUUUAUACAACGUUUAGUGUAAAGAAAGUAUUGGUGGUAUUACUUUACACAUUGAAUGCAAGUUAUUUUAAACUUACUGUACCACCUUCAUACAUUUCCCCCAAGGGCUAAAAAAAAAAGAUCAUUCAACUUUUUAUAUUACUCAACAUAUUCAGUAAAAUUUAAGACGCACAUGUUGACUUGAACCAAAACAUAAUUGUCAGUGGAUUUGCACAAUUUUCAUUUCAAAAACACCCACUUUCAAAUGUGGAACACACUUUUGAACACACUUUUGCCUCACUUGCUUGCCGAAUGGUGACUUAUUUCCAGUGAUUAUAGUGCUUAUUUACAUCCAAUCACAGCCAAGGUAAAGCUAAAGCUAAGAGACAUUUGCGUCCGUGCAGGAUCUUCUGUUCAAAAGGCUGUUGUACACAUUGAACUAGAUAACAAAAAUUUGGAGUUGCAUAGUGGCUCUACUAAUACUGAUUAAUGAUGAAUACAUAAAAUUCAAAGAUAUGUAAACUAAAUUAUUUCAGUGCUAUGUCGGUUUGAUAAUAACUAAAGAGAGUAUUAAUGAAAAUGAAGGCAUUUCUCAUGUCACCGAUCUUAUCUGUAUGUGUUUUGAUAGAUAUGUGAUAACGGAGGUCCAAUGUUUAUCAUGACAUGAAUGUUUACAGACGCAGCUAAUGUCUCUGUCAUGAAUCCUGCCGAUGUGGUGGUUAAUUGUGCUCCCCUCUGAAAAAAUCAAUCCUGCUUUCAAAGACAUGGUUAGAUAAGCACAUUUUAGGUCAAUUUGUGUGAGAGUGGGCCUGUGCUGUAACACUGGAGGUGAAGCGUUUUUGGUAAAUUUACUAAACCCUUGUAAUUUGGUUGUAUUUGAUAUCAGGUUUGUAUUUCUGUAAAUAGGGUUGAGGUAAAAACAAAAGAACAAAAAAAAACUGAAAGGUCUGACGUGAUCUACGCUGAUUGUCUUCAAUGCUAUAACUAUUGUGUUGUCUUGAUUUACAGCUAAAGCGAUCACAUUUCAUUCUCCGUUCCAUGAAAUCAUUUUUUGAUUGUAGAUUCUGUAAAAUGCUUGAAAAUGGAGUACUAUCUUUGUUGUUACGUGACAUAUUUAUUUUGAAUCACUUUGUAAUUUUGCAGCACCAUAUGGUAUCCAUUAUUAAAGCCACAAUCCUUAAUUCUUCAACAGCACUACAUGAAUAGAUGUGCACAAAUGGUUGUGAGAAUUUAACCUCAGCAGCUUUACAGGUCCAUCACAAUCAAAGAUACCCAUCUAUUUAAAUAUAAUGUUUACAAAAUGAUUUACAAGCUGUUUACAACAUCGGCCAACACCGACACUCACAUUGAGCUGUCCAUAAUUAGGUUUAAAAUCAAGAGUGCCGUUAAUCCACUUAAAAGUAUGAAAACUGUUGUUCCCAAAGCAUUGCUUCACAUAUAUACAAUAUAUGACCGGGCUACCAUUUUGUUUACAUUAGGAUUAAGGAUUUGUCCUUUAACGCAUUCUUGUGUGGUUUUUGAACAGUAUUUCUGUACAUUUAAUAAAUG